Molecule: messenger RNA, 5159 nt
Organism: Carassius carassius (crucian carp)
Lineage: Eukaryota; Metazoa; Chordata; Actinopteri; Cypriniformes; Cyprinidae
Product: complement C3-like
Exons: 41
Coding region: 77-5023 (1648 amino acids)
Cellular component (GO): extracellular region
Molecular function (GO): endopeptidase inhibitor activity; protein binding
Source: RefSeq, a predicted model, not a curated record
GUCGUGGAGACAGGUAUAAAUCUGUGCUGCUGCGGAUUCACAGACACUCACAGGAAGAGACACACAGACCGUCAGGAUGGAGGUGAAGCUGCUGCUUCUGACUGUGGUUAUUCUCUCCUCACCGCUCCUCACACUAUGUCAACCACUAUUUGUUCUGUCGGCUCCUAACUUGCUGAGGGUGGGCUCCUCUGAGAAAGUGUUUGUGGAGGCUCAGGAUUACACUGGACCAGCUUUUGAAGUGAAGAUCAUAGUUAAGAACCACCCCAAAAAAGACAGGGAGAUACUGUCUCAAUCAGUGAGACUGACUGCAGAGAACAACUUCCAAAUCCUUAAAGAUAUAAAGAUCCCUGAUGAUCAGAACUUAUUCUCUGACGAUCCUCUGGAGAAGCAGUAUGUGUAUCUACAAGCUCAGUUUCCAUCCACCACUCUGGAGAAAGAGGUCCUACUCUCAUUCCAGUCUGGAUAUAUUUUUGUACAAACAGACAAACCCAUCUACACCCCUGCUAGCACAGUUCAGUACAGGAUUUUCUCUUUGACGCCCAACCUGGAACCACUCAGUCAGUCGGGAAUCACAGUGGAAAUAAUGAAUCCUCAAGGCAUCACAAUUUCAUCAGAGAAGAUAUUUCCAGUCAAAGGAAUGAAGUCCGGAAAAUAUGCCAUUCCUGAGAUUGCCAGUCCUGGAAUCUGGAAGAUUAUCACACUGUUCUCAAACACUCCUCAGAAGAAGUUUACUGCAGACUUUGAGGUCAAAGAAUAUGUACUUCCAACAUUUGAAGUCAAAUUAAAGCCCAGCAAGUCAUUCUUCUAUGUGGGUGAUCAGAGUCUGACAGUCGACAUUGAAACCAAGUACCUGUUUGGACAGAAGGUGGAUGGCAAUGCGUUUGUGGUGUUUGGUGUGAUGGACGGUGAGAAGAAAAUAAGUAUUCCUACAUCUCUGCAAAAAGUUCUGAUCAUUAAUGGAGAGGGUUCUGCAGAACUGACAAAUCAGAUGAUCACUAAGACCUUUCCAAAAAUUGACCAGCUGGUUGGACAAUCAAUCUAUGUUUCUGUCAGUGUUUUAACAGAAAGUGGCAGUGAAAUGGUGGAAGCAGAAAGGAGAGGUAUUCAGAUUGUGACGUCACCGUACACCAUCCACUUCAAAAAAACAACACAAUUCUUCAAACCUGGAAUGCCCUUCGACAUCUCGGUAUAUGUAACAAAUCCUGACCAGACGCCUGCUGUGAAUGUGGAAGUGGAAGUGGUAGUGGUGGGCAGUCAGGGGGCUGUCAAAGGUCAAACAAAACACAAUGGCAUUGCGAAGGUUACAGUCAACACUCUGGGAAGAUCUUCUACACAAGAGAUCACUGCAAAGACCAAAGAUCCACAAUUAACAGACGAUCAGCAGGCAGUGAAGAAGAUGACAGCUCAUGCCUACAUUCCCUACAGUCCCAAUGAUGGCUCCAAGAACUACAUGCACAUUGGAAUUGAUGCUGCUGAGCUUCAGAUGGGUGAUUCAAUGAAAGUCUUUCUGAACACUGGACAAAGUCCAGGAGUCAAAGAUCAAGACUACACAUACAUGAUUUUAAGUAAAGGUCAGAUUGUAAGCGUAGACAGGUUUAAGCGAAGAGGACAAUCUUUAGUGUCUCUGCUUGUGCCUGUAACCAAAGAAAUGGUGCCAUCCUUCCGCUUUGUGGCUUAUUACCAUGUGGGCUCAUCUGAGGUGGUUUCUGACUCAGUCUGGGUCGAUGUGAAAGACACUUGCAUGGGAAAGCUCCAAGUUAAGGUUAAGGAAAAGAUGAACACCUAUGACACAGGAGAUGAGGUGAAGCUGGAAAUAACUGGAGAUCCUGGUGCUAAAGUUGGUUUAGUGGUGGUUGACAAGGCUGUGCAAGUCCUUAAUAAGAACAGACUCACUCAGACUCAGAUCUGGGACAUCAUAGAGAAGCAUGACACCGGCUGUACUGCAGGAGGUGGGAGGGACCGUAUGGGGGUUUUCACUGAUGCAGGUCUGAUGUUUCAGUCCAACACUGCAGGAGGCACCAACAUCAGAACAAUGCCUGACUGUCCCAAACCUCCAAAGAGAAGACGAAGAGCUGAGAGUCUCCUGAAGAUCACUAGUACACUGACUGAAAAAUACUCUGAACUACCUGAACUGAAACAGUGCUGUGUUGACGGGAUGAGGGAAAAUAAACUCGGCUAUUGUUGUGACCGAAGAUCCAGGUACAUAGUCGAUGGAAAAGCGUGUGUAGAUGCCUUCCUGCACUGCUGCAACCAGAUGAAAACCCAAAAGGACAUGGAGGAUAAAGAGGAGGAGUUGCUUCUGGCUCGUAGUGAUGAUGAUGAUGACUAUUAUACAGACUCUGAAGAGAUUGUGUCACGAACACAGUUCCCUGAGAGUUGGCUUUGGGAGGAGAUUGAUCUAUGUGACAAAUGUGAAAUACCAACCAAAGAAAAGGUGAUCUACCUGAAAGACUCUAUCACUACCUGGCAGAUCUUGGCUGUCAGUCUGUCACCAACACUUGGCAUCUGUGUGGCAGAACCUGAGGAGAUGGUUGUUUUUAAAAGCCUUUUCAUUGACCUCAAGAUGCCUUACUCAGCUGUGCGCAGCGAACAACUGGAAAUCAGGGCCAUUAUUCACAACUACACCCCAAAGAAGCAGAAGGUUCGUGUGGAGUUCAUGGAAACAGAAGAUGUCUGCAGCUCUGCCAGUAAGAAAGGCAAAUACAGAACGACAGUAAAUGUUGACAAAGGCUCCAGCAUAUCCGUGUCGUAUGUGAUUAUUCCCAUGACACUGGGAAAUCACAUGAUUGAGGUGAAAGCUUCAGCAUAUGAUUCUAUCUACACUGAUGGAGUGAGAAAGCCGCUGAAAGUGGUGGCUGAGGGUGUGCUGGUUCCAUUACAAAGAGAAAACGUGGAGCUCAAUCCAUCUAAGAAUGGAGAUAAACCUAUUCUUCUUAAAGGUGCAAUACCAGCUGAUCGGGUUCCAGACACACCUGCUAACACGUACAUCUCAAUAACUGGUGAGGAGAUCGGUCAGACCAUCGAGCAGGCCAUCAGUGGAGACUUCAUGGGUCGCCUUAUUGUCCAACCCAGUGGAUGUGGAGAGCAGAACAUCAUCAGAAUGACUCUACCUGUCAUUGCCACCCAUUAUCUGGACAACACCAAUCAGUGGGAGGCUGUUGGCAUGGAGCGCCGUACUGAAGCCCUUAACCAUAUCAGAACAGGUUAUCAAGGGGAGUUGAGCUACCGUAAACCAGAUGGUUCCUAUUCUGUAUUCCAAACCAGUCAAAGCAGCACAUGGUUGACAGCAUAUGUGGCCAAAGUCUUCUCCAUUGCCUAUAACCUUGUUACUAUAGAGGAAAAUGUGAUCUGUAGCGCCCUCAAGUGGCUGGUUCUCCACAAACAACUGCCAGACGGCUCCUUUAAAGAGGAUUCAGCUGUGGGUUCAUCAGGAAUGGUGGGCAAAAAUGCAGAUGGCUCUCUAACGGCCUUUGUUGUGAUUGCCAUGCAAGAGGGCAGAGAGAUCUGUGCUGAAUCUGUUUCUAGUCUGCGAGAUAGUAUCAGAAAGGCUGUUUCCUUCUUGGAAGGUCGACUUCCACAAAUGACCAAUCCUUACACUGUUGCGAUGACAUCCUACGCCAUGGCCAAUGAGAACAAACUUAGAAAAGACAUCUUGAUGAGACACUCCACCCAACAAGAAGCUGGUCUGUCCUGGACUGUCCCUGAACAGCGUCAUAUCUCACUAGAAGCGACGGCUUACGCUGUGCUGGCUCUUGUGAAGGCCAAAGACUUUGAUAAAGCAGGAGAGGCAGUGCACUGGAUGGCCAGACAACAGGGUCACUAUGGUGAAUAUCACACCACACAGGCAACCAUCAUGGUGUUCCAGGCUGUGGCUGAGUAUCGCACGGAGGUGAAGGACCAACAAAACUUCAAUCUGGACGUAGAGCUGUCCGUGUCAGGAAGAAGAAAACCUGUCAGAUGGACUUUUAAAAGAGAAAAUGCACAUCAUAUACGGUCAGACAGGGUGGAGAUAAAGCAGGACUUCAAUGUGACUGCUAGAGGAACUGGAAGAGCCACUCUCUCAGUUCUGACGAUGUACUAUGCCAGACCUGCUGAGAAGAAGUCUGACUGUACUUUAUUUGAUCUGACUGUUAAAAUGGAGAAAGACAAUACAACAAAUCAAGAUGGAGCCAUUGAAACUUACAAGCUCACUAUGGACUUCUACUACAAAAGUGAUCAACGCGAUGCCACCAUGUCUAUCCUGGAUAUUGGCAUACCGACCGGAUUUUCUGUGGAUAGCAGAGAUCUGCAAGAGUUGUCCACAGGGAAGGAGAGAUACAUUCAGAAAUUUGAGAUGGACAAAGUGCUUUCAGAGCGAGGAUCCCUUAUCCUCUACUUAGAAAAGGUUUUGCAUAAAGAGAAAGAAAGAAUUGCCUUCAGAAUGCACAAAAUACAAAAUGUGGGUCUGCUACAACCUGCUGCAGUCACAAUAUAUGAAUAUUACUCACCAGAUGCACGCUGUACAAAGUUCUUCCACCCUGAAAGGGAAGAUGCCGCUCUAUACAGACUGUGUAAGGGAGACCAGUGCCAGUGCGCAGAAGAGGACUGCAGUUACCAGAAGAAAAACCACGUUGAAGAUGAUGUGCGUCUCAAUAAAGCCUGUGAAGCUGGCAUGGACUAUGUUUAUAAAGUCAAGGUUGUGGGGAUGGAUCUGAAAAUGGUCACUGACAUCUAUCAAAUGAAGGUGGAACAGGUACUAAAAGAAGGUACUGAUGAGGAUGUUGAAGGGACAGUGAGAGAAUUUUUGGCUCGUCCCAGUUGCAGAGAACAUUUAGGAUUGAUAAAAGACAAGUCGUACCUCAUCAUGGGCCGAUCUGUUGACCUGCCAAAGCUCGGGGGAAGUCUGCAGUACAUCUUGGGAGAGCAGACCUGGGUUGAAUACUGGCCUACAAGAGAGGAAAGCCAAAUUCGAGAACACAGGGAUCGAUACAUUGGCAUUUCUGACCUCCAGAACAGCCUUCUCACAGAAGGAUGUGCUACAUAAUUGUAUAACCAAAAUGUGUUGAUUACAGAAAGUUAAAUGUCAUCUCUUACAAACCUUUCAUGAAUCUUCAUAGUAUUGUUUGUUCCAAAAUACUUAUAUAUACUAUACUGACUGAAUAAAAAAUUAUAAUGUUUAA